Messenger RNA from Aspergillus alliaceus, 986 nucleotides. RefSeq lists its product as uncharacterized. Bases 187 to 489 code for a protein of 100 amino acids. The transcript has a single exon. Lineage: Eukaryota; Fungi; Ascomycota; Eurotiomycetes; Eurotiales; Aspergillaceae. The record is from RefSeq and is a predicted model, not a curated record.
CCGGAAAGGAAACGUAUGAACCAAAUGAUGAUCGUGUUUUGAGUAACCUAUUCCGCGAUUCAUCCCUUAUACCUUUUAGUUCGUCUCUUCAAAGUUUGGCCAUACACUCUCUACCCUUCUUCAUUUCCUUAUCCUUUUCUUCUCUUUCCCUGACAGAGACUUUGUCAAAACUAUCAGCUGUCCACAAUGACCCACAAUACCAAGUUCUCUGGGAACACAUCCCUUCCUUUGGAGCUAUAUGGCGAGGUACGUCUUAAAAGGACAUUGACAAUAUCAGGGCUGAUAUAUCGAUUGAGGUUACGAAACACUAUGCCUGACGGAUUUUGCUUUAUGCGCUGCAGCCUUAAAAUCCUUCGACUAGUCAAUGAGUUAUUCUACCAGAGCGCGUCUCGUCUUCUAUUUCGCCGGUUUGAUGCAGGUCUAAGAGAAAUAUCGAUCUUCUUCUGUGAUCUAGCACCUCAGAGCACUGGAAAAGCUCUGUCAAAGUGAAUAUGGCUGCUUCGUGCAAAACCUCCUGGUUGGGUGUGUUCUAGAGACGGGGGCUUUCCAGGCGUAUCAUAACUACCUUAAAACAAAAUUUGCCUCUUUCCUUGAACGGCUUUUGUCUUUAUGAUGUCUGAAGGUAUGACAUGGUGAGACGACAGGAUUGGAAGAGGCUGUCAUCAAUGCCCUGCAGCAUGGAUCACUCCCCAAUCUGGAGGUACUGUGUCUCUGAGGACUGACACUUCAUUAUAUGAGUCCUUACCUGUAUCCAUCCUUCAUAAUAUCACCUACCUCUACCUGCCUUGAUUAAGAUUUUGGUUGUGAAAGGAAAUACAAUCAGGGACAGUCGUUUUGGCCUUGUCCAGGCAUGCCCGUAUCUUCGUCAUGUCGAAAUCGAGGGGCUUCAGGCGUCCAAAGAUCGUUCCUUGUCGUUUGUUCACCGGAAAGCCCCUCUAGAAUACUUUAAUUUCUUUUUAUAACGAAACUAUCUCCUAUGAGAAACU